This is a messenger RNA of Haplochromis burtoni (Burton's mouthbrooder), 599 nucleotides long. It is a transcript of the gene tstd1, whose product is annotated as thiosulfate:glutathione sulfurtransferase. Gene Ontology annotation, cellular component: mitochondrion. The record is from RefSeq and is a predicted model, not a curated record. The coding region runs from base 126 to 485 and encodes 119 amino acids. The transcript has 4 exons. Lineage: Eukaryota; Metazoa; Chordata; Actinopteri; Cichliformes; Cichlidae. Gene Ontology annotation, molecular function: thiosulfate-cyanide sulfurtransferase activity.
CCUUCAACGGUAUGCGAGCCAAUGAGACAGCACCAAACAAAUGUAUCAGGAAGAAGAUCCAGUAUUGUUAUACCGUUUGUGAUUGUCGAUGACUUUCAUAUUUCUAAUUUUAUCCAACAACCAGUAUGGCGAACACAGGUACCAAGGAAAUCUCCUAUGAGGAAUUGAAGGCUCUUGUGGGAAAGAGCCCGAAUCUCAUUCUGAUUGAUGUCCGCAGUGAAGAGGAGGUGGCAAAAGGACAUAUUCCAGGAUCCAUUAAUAUUCCACUUAAUACAGUAGAGGGCGCUCUUAAAAUGAAUCCAGAUGAAUUCAAGGUUAGGUACGGAGUAACAAAGCCACUGCUGGAUGCACCAGAGCUGGUUUUUCACUGCCAGAUUGGCAAGCGAGGGGCAAUGGCUACCACCAAGGCUCAUCAGCUAGGAUACGUGAAUGCACGUAAUUAUGCUGGUGCAUACAGCGAGUGGUCGAAGAAAGAAGGAAAAUGAUGCUAAAGGAGAGUUUCAUAUUUAUUUAUGAAAACAGGAAGCAUAAAAUAAAUAUUGGUAUUUUUCAGACUGUACACUGAAUUUUAUAUUAAUGAAUAAAUACAUAUAAAUAAA